This is a messenger RNA of Medicago truncatula (barrel medic), 1819 nucleotides long. RefSeq names its product probable polygalacturonase. Gene Ontology annotation, molecular function: polygalacturonase activity. Lineage: Eukaryota; Viridiplantae; Streptophyta; Magnoliopsida; Fabales; Fabaceae. The transcript has 6 exons. Gene Ontology annotation, biological process: carbohydrate metabolic process. The coding region runs from base 156 to 1571 and encodes 471 amino acids. The record is from RefSeq and is a predicted model, not a curated record.
UCAUUACGUUUAGGGUAAUCAAACAGUCCUACUGUUUUAUUUUUUUAUUUUUUCUUCUUUUCCUUUUUUUACCGCUGAGUGAAGAGUUCGAUUGAUCAAAUAAACCAAAACUCCGAAUUCUUUACUCCGGCUCUGCAAAACAGGAUCCAAUUCAUAUGAAGAAAUUUUUAUCUCUGCCAGAUGUAUUUUUGGUGCUUGCAUUGAUUUGUUGCAGCUCAUGGACAGUUUGGAGCAGCUCAAGCUGCAAACAGAUAAACAUUAAGGAAGUUCGACCACAUAGUGUUAGUAUUACCGAAUUUGGAGCAGUAGGAGAUGGGAUUACUCUCAAUACAAAGGCUUUUCAGAAUGCUAUAUUCUACCUAAAUUCAUAUGCCGAUAAAGGUGGAGCCAAACUUUUUGUCCCUGCUGGCCGGUGGUUAACUGGUAGUUUUGAUCUCAUUAGCCAUCUCACUUUGUGGUUGGACAAAGAUGCAGUAAUUCUUGGAUCAACGAAUUCUGAAGAUUGGCCGGUUGUGGAUCCUCUACCAUCAUAUGGUAGGGGAAGGGAGUUGCCGGGUGGACGGCAUAGAAGCCUCAUUUAUGGAUGUAAUUUAACUGAUGUUAUCAUAACAGGUAACAAUGGAACUAUUGAUGGUCAAGGGAGUAUCUGGUGGAGCAAAUUUCGUAACAAAACACUCGACCAUACACGCCCCCAUUUAGUCGAAUUGAUAAAUUCAACAGAGGUUCUCAUUUCAAAUGCAACCUUCUUAAAUUCACCAUUUUGGACUAUUCAUCCUGUAUAUUGCAGCAAUGUCACGGUUCAGAAUGUCACAAUCAUUGUUCCUUUUGGUUCACCAAAUACAGAUGGGAUUGAUCCAGAUUCUUCUGAUAAUGUAUGCAUUGAAGACUGUUAUAUAAGCACCGGCGAUGAUCUAAUUUCCAUCAAAAGUGGAUGGGAUGAAUAUGGAAUUUCGUUUGGUCGACCAAGUACAAAUAUUAGCAUCCACAGACUUACCGGGAGGACAACGAGUGCCGGAAUCGCUAUCGGAAGUGAGAUGUCUGGAGGUGUUUCAGAAGUUUAUGCAGAAGAUAUUUACAUUUUUGAUUCAAAAAGUGCAAUCAGAAUAAAGACUUCUCCUGGUAGGGGUGGUUAUGUUAGAAAUGUCUAUAUCUCUAACAUGACUUUGAUUAAUGUAGAUAUUGCUAUUAGGUUCACUGGUUUAUAUGGAGAGCAUCCAGAUGACUCAUAUGACCGAGAUGCUCUACCUGUGAUAGAAAGGAUUACUGUCGUGAAUGUGAUAGGGGAAAACAUCAAACGCGCGGGCCUAAUACAAGGUAUUAAAGGUGACAACUUUGUUGAUAUCUGUUUAUCAAACAUCACUCUUAAUGUGAGCAAAAACAAUCCAUGGAACUGCUCGGACGUUAAAGGAUACUCUGAAUUGGUUUCUCCGGAAUCUUGUGAGCAACUCAAUGAGAGAAUAUUUCCUGAUCAUGUUUCAAACUGUUACAAGUUACCAUAUAUCAUAAAGAGUUCAGAUGUCAUAAAGAGUUCAAGUAAUCGAAACAAGGUUGCUUGGCUGCAGUCUUGGUAGGCCAUAGAGUUUAAACAUUAUGUUACCAAUAGGUUUGCAUGGUGUUUUUUUAGUAGUAUACAUUUUACCUUACCUAAGAAGUUGAAUGGUGUUGCUAAUCUGUUGUUGUCAAAGUGAUAUCAAUGGAUGAUUGUUUACUGUAAGGUGUUAGUUUAGUGGUAUGUGCAGGACUAAUAACCAUGAAAAAUGAACUAUAUUGACUAUGUUAUUCAUUGAUGAAUAAGGAAUUUAACCAUCCAAAUUUUUUA